AUGGCCCAUGCCGCCGCCGCGGCAGCGCUCGCCCUGCUCGUCUUCCUCUGCGCGCAAGCGCGGGACGCCGGCGUCCACGCGGCGGCGGUGACGCUGUCGCAGGGGCAGUCCCUGGGCGCCACCGACAAGCUGGUGUCGGCCGGCGGCACCUUCGAGCUGGCCUUCUUCACGCCGACCGGGGCCGGCGACCCGUCGCGGCGGUACCUGGGCAUCAUGUACGCGCAGUCCGCCGAGCAGACCGUGCCGUGGGUGGCCAACCGCGACGCGCCCGUCAGCGCGGGCUCCGCGUACUCGGCCACCGUCACGGCCGCCGGCGAGCUGCAGGUGCUGGAGGAGGGCCGCGUGGUCUGGCGCACCAACUCGGCGACGCCGGCCUCCUCCUCCUCGGCGGCGAACGUGACGCUCACCCUCCUCGACACCGGGAACCUCCAGCUGACCGCGGGCGCAACGGUGAUCUGGCGGAGCUUCGACUACCCCACGGACACCUUCCUCCCCGGGAUGAGCAUCAUCCUGGAACGGCGCGACGGGGCCGCCGUCCGCAGGACGCUGUUCACGUCGUGGCGGAGCCCCGGGGACCCCGGCACCGGGGACUUCACGCUGGGGCAGGACCCGCUCGGCUCCGCGCAGCUCUACAUCUGGCGGACCGGCGGCGGGAACAACAACAGCACCUACUGGCGGUCCGGGCAGUGGGCCAACACCAACUUCGUCGGCGUGCCGUGGCGGUCGCUCUACGUGUACGGCUUCAAGCUCAACGGCGACCCGUACAACGGGUCCGGGGUCAUGUACUACGUCUUCAACACGUACAACAGCUCCGAGUACCGGUUCAUGCUCCACUCCAACGGCACCGAGACGUGCUACAUGCUGCUCGACACCGGCGAGUGGGAGACCGUCUGGUCGGAGCCGACCAUCCCGUGCCAGGACUACAACAUGUGCGGCGCCAACGCCGGGUGCGCCUCCGGCGGCGACGAUGGCCAGCAAGCCAUCUGCACCUGCUUGACAGGUUUCGAGCCCAGGAAUGUGUCGGAGUACAGCAACGGAAACUGGACGCAGGGAUGCGUCAGGAGCUCCCCGCUGACCUGCGAGACGAACUCGAGCGGCGGCGGCGACGGGUUCGCCGACCUCCCCGGCGUGAAGCUGCCCAACUUCGCGGCCUGGGGAUCCACGGUGGGCGACGCGGACGCGUGCAAGCAGUCGUGCCUGGCCAACUGCUCGUGCGGCGCGUACAGCUACAGCAACAACACCAGCUGCCUCACCUGGGGACAGGACCUGCUCGACAUCUACCAGUUCCCGGAUGGAGAAGGAUACGAUCUGCAGAUCAAGGUCCCCGCAUACUUGCUAGAGACAGGCUCCAAAAGAAGGAGAUGGACAACAGUUGUUGUUGCUGUAGUUAUUGUCGUGGUUGUAUUGGCAGGAUGCGGCCUUCUCCUGUGGAAAUGCAGGAGAAGAAUCAAAGAGAAACUUGGCAUUGUUGGUAGGGAGAAGACAAAGACAACGCAGCCGUCUCUGCUUCCUUUGAGGGAAGCACGGCAGGAUUUCUCAGGGCCGAAGCAGCCUGACCAAGAGGAAGCAGAGGGCGGCAAGAAGUGCGAGCUGCCUCUCUUCUCCUUCGAGACGGUAGCAGCGGCCACCGGCGACUUCGGUGCCGACAACAAGCUUGGUGAGGGAGGCUUCGGCCAUGUCUACAAGCUGUGGAACGCCGACAAGGGGGAGCGGCUCAUCGACCCGGCCAUCCUGCCGGCGUGCCCCGUGCGGGACGCGCUGCGCUGCGUGCACAUGGCGCUGCUGUGCGUGCAGGACCACGCGUGCGACCGCCCGGACAUCCCCUACGUCGUCAUGGCGCUCGGCAGCGACAGCUCCGUGCUGCCGAUGCCCAAGCCGCCGACGUUCACGCUGCAGUGCACGUCGUCGGACAAGGACGGGAUCUUCCCGGACAGGGUCGAUGAGUCCUACUCUGCCUGUGACCUCACCGUCACCAUGCUGCAGGGGAGGUAG
This is a messenger RNA of Miscanthus lutarioriparius, 1992 nucleotides long. The record is from the annotation of a GenBank genome assembly. Lineage: Eukaryota; Viridiplantae; Streptophyta; Magnoliopsida; Poales; Poaceae.